CAGCGCGUCGCACGCGACAGCACGCGCCGCGAGCAGUCGGGCUUCGCCGUCGAGUCGGUGCGGAAAAUCUCCAGCGAGCGGACCGAGCGAGUGAACGAUCGAGCGAGGGCGAGUAGCAACGCGCGCGCGGCGCCUUCCGUUUCCACCGAAAACCGGUUAAGGGCGGUCACCCUCGAGAGCGACGAAGGGAGGCCUCAGCCGGUCUCGUCGAUGCCGGGCCGCGAUCGUUAUCGCGAUCGGACCGAGCGAGAUUCCGCCGCUGAAAGUGCAGUGCAUACCCUUUUUGCGGAGGCGCGAGGAUGAAGACGGCGACGUCGACGGGGAUGCCGGGACUCAGCGUCGAGCGAUCGGCGGCCGAUGGCGAAGCGGAAUGAGCCUGUCGAGGUGCGCGAGUAAUCGCUUUGUCCUCGAUCAACGAAUCGCCUGAUCGAUCACGAGAUCAGUGAAAUUUUCAGACGCCGGGGGAUGAUUGGAACUUCCGGGAAGAAUCUCGGAGCGGAUUUCGAAACGGGAUCGGCGAGCCGAUUCGACGACUGAUCGAGAGGGAGAGAGCGAGAAAUCGGUGAGCCAUCAAUUUCGCCUGUUAAAAGGCGAAGCGAUUAACGCCGUUUCGAGAAGCCGAGGCGAUUGAUAUCCCCCGAGUGCCCCCCGAAUCGAAACGGGGGCACGGAAUUGGCCGGGAGCGCAGAGUGGGACACGCAGAGGCGAGAACGCGACGAUCGUGUGUAUGCGCGUGUGUGUAUGUGUGCGCGCGCGAGAUCAUCCGCGGUGAAAUUUCCGCGGCGUCGAAGAGCGAAGUGCCGAGGCGGAAGGCGGAAGUCUGUGCCGCGCCGGCGAAAAAAUUCCGCGUCGAUUCGCGCGGACGAGAAUCCAGAAAGGCUUCCGCCCGCACUUCCGGCCGGUUCGAGAUCGCGUGCCUCUCGCCUCGCCUCGAGAUAUACCCCGUGUACUCGGAAAGUCCUCGAAAUAAAAGCCGCGAUGAUUGAUCACGGCGGAAAUUGAGUAGCAGUCCGCAGCGUCGACAACAUCGGCAACAGCGGCGAGGACGACGACGGACAGAAGAAUCGUGCAUCGUUCGCGUUGCAGCGCAGGUUUGAACGAUCUGUCAUCGCCAUUGUCGAAUCGCCUAACGGCAACCCUAAGCCCUAAAACCACCCUCUCGCGGCACGAGCGGGGAUACCCCGGAGGGACGAUAAUCCCCGCGGUGAGGAAGGCGGUGCUUCGUCAGGAACGACGCGUUGCGCCAUUUCAGGUGCGAGCACGACACGGCGCUCGGCCGUGCGCUUCGGUGCCUCCUCGGGGUUGGUUCGCGCGCGCGGCCCGGCACCCGGAGCGGAAAGGCACCCUGAAAGGCGCCGUUGAUUAAUGAACGCGGGUAAUUAAGAAACAUCGUGAGAGGGAACGAGGGAAGGUCGACCAAGGAGGACCCUUCGGGAUCCUCGCGCUAUUCGGCGAGCGUGUCGCUCUCCCCGUCGUCUCUCCCCUCGCCCCUCGAGAGCAUCCACGCCGGAGGACAUCGCCGCGGGGUUGGCAGUGGGAGGAGGCCGUCUACCCUCGAGGUAAGAGAGAGAGAGAAGCAAUAAGACAGAAAGGGAACGAGCGAGGGAAAGAGGGAAAGAGCAAAAGAGAGAGGGUGAGACAGUGGCUAGAGAGAGUGGGAGGCCUUUAGGGGUGGAAAAUCGUUGGAGAAUACCGUCGCGGUGAAAUCACUCCUCUCGAACGCUCGCGAGACGGUCAGACCACGAAGCAUCCCCCGCCGGGCCGUCUUGCUCCCUUGCCUGCCUGUCUGCCUCUCUCCCCGUCCCCCCUCCUCUUCCCCCGCCGCCCUCUCCGCCGGCGGGAUGGAAGUGGAGGAAGUGGCUGUCUGAUCUCGGACGGAAUGACAAUAAGACUCCCCUUUGAUUAAUCGACGGAACGGAAAGCGAGAGGAGCAGAGAGGAAAGACAAAGAGGAGCGGAGGGUGAAUUAACCAACCCUCCCAUCACGCUCUCGAGGAUUGUUUCGUCGCGAGUGGCUCCUCGCGAGUGCCGGCUGCUAAGUGCGGCUGAUCGAGCGGAACGUCGCGAGCUCCAUUUAGCAGACGGAACCGGAAAUCGUGCGAUCGUCCGCGCGCGAUUGAAACGUCGCGCUUCCGCCGUUCGCCGAGGGUGAAUGGGGCUGUCAAAGUGAACCGGCGACGAAAGGAUUUACCCGGCGCGCGAUCGACCUGUGCUCGGUGGCGGUUUUUCGGCCGAAAGAGGGACAAGGAAGAACGUCGCAUCGAGAGGGACAAUUAAUCACGUGGCUCAAUCACUCGAUCUCUUGCUCAACGAUCGUGCUGAACGAUCUGAGAGGAGUAAAGUCGCUAAAGAACAUCCGUUCGGCGUCAAGAGGACUUCCUGAAGAACACGCACGCACACGGGGCUGGCAGUUGAGCGCAAAAGGAGUGCGCGCGCGACAAUAACGCGAACGAAUUCGAGAGGAGAGACGACGGCUUAAGUAGAGUGGAUCGAAAUUAGAAUCGUGUGCAGCCGGUGGAAGAGGAGGGUUGAUGCUUGAUCAGAAACUCAGCCGAAACUCGAGCCGCGCCGAGCGAAGAGAGACCCUUCUAUUCAAGAAGAGACAUUCUCGCGGUGAUCUCGUCUCUCUAUAAAUUUAAAUCGCGGAGGAGUCGCGAUCGACGAGCGCCGCCGUCUCCGUCUCUGUCCAUGGUGCGACAGUAAUUUUAACAGCGAGAAUCGGUAUCUCGCGACGAGACUACUGCGGGGGUUAUUAUCGAAGCGCCGGUUAUUUCCUAUGCAGCGAGUCCGUUUCCGGACGUUCGUUUUGAUUUGAGCGAAGUAUCGAGUGACACUCGAUGAAUCCCGCGAUGAAUCGUGCGACUUUUCGGAAGAAGAUUCGUCGUGAUUGACGUGAUUGACUGAGCGAUAGCUGCGGUGGAGGCUUCGAGAGAGAGAGAGAGAGAGAAAUUGCACGGUCGGCGAAGGCGACAAAGUGGCAGGAAGACGCAAGAGCGAUAAUUUAACGGCAGCGACAGAGAAAACGAGAGAGACAGGAACGAUGUAAGAGGUGAGAGAGGCAGAUUACGUGAAAUAAGGGUGCAACACACACACUCACACAUACGUACACACAUAUACAAGCAAUCGGACGCGGCAGCGUGACUGAGGACAAUAAUACUAAGCGAGGGUAAUCGAAGGCAACCACGUGAAAACGAUCGAAUGGCCGCUGUUGAACUUGAUACCGCAACAUAAUCGAAAACGACGAUAUAUUUUAGCGGUGAAUCGAUCGGAAGGGGGACAGACACAGCGGCGGCAAUAGUCGCGAAAACGUUCGGUUCGCGCGAAAGGCUGGUCAUCAUCGUUGCUCCAACAAAAGGCGGUCGAUCCUCUCUUUCUUGAAUUCCGUAAUCACUGCUUGAUUAAUCGACGUGCGUAUAAUCCAUAAUAUAAACCAGUAGGAUAUAAUAAUUUUAAUAAUAACGCGGAAUACUCAUUUUAAUUCAAUUUGAUCUCGAAAAACGUCUCUCGUUUGAAGCGAGGCAAGAACAAACAAAUUAAGGGCGCGCUGGAGGAGGCGAGGGCCCAGUGCUCGACCAAGUGCUUCAACGUAUCUCGAAGAAAGGCCGGAAGGGUCUGUGAAGGACCCGCACUCGAGUAGGUGAGAAGAAAAGGCGCGCGUCCACCACGUCCACGUUCGACACACGCAUCGUCGCUGCCGAGGAGCUGCGGAAAGGCUACCGAAGGGCUACCGGAGGACUCUCGGCCACCGUCAACCCCCGGACGGCGUGGAAUGACAAUAAGCGGGCGCCGCAGCGACGGGGUGGUAUUAUGCGUGGGACGACGGAUUUGAGCGUGCCGCCCAAGUGUCCGGCGAGGGUGUCGCAUCCCCCUCCGCGUGGGAUGGCACUCGGCACGCUGGCCGAGGUGGCGGUCAGGCUCGUGAUUAGCGGCUACAUAUUCGCCGUGGUCGUCUACGUGAACGCCAGCGGCAACUGGGAUAAGGACGAUGACCUAGUGUCCACGUCCAACGUGAGCGCCGUGCUUGGCCGUACCGCCACUUUGCCUUGCGACAUUGAGCCGUCCACGCGAGAGGAUCGCGUCUACAUGGUGCUUUGGUUCCGCGAUUACGCGGUGAAGCCCAUUUAUAGUUUCGACGUGCGGGGGCGGGCUUUCAACAAGGCCCUAAACUGGUCGGACAGCACCGCGGUCGGACCUAGGGCCUACUUUGUCACCAUGACAAAGCCUGCAACCCUGUCCCUGGAGUCGGUGCAGCUGGACGACGAAGGGGUUUAUCGGUGCCGCGUGGACUUCAAGAACUCGCCGACGAAGAACUUCCAAGUGAAUCUCACGGUGAUCGUGCCUCCACAUCAGCUACUCAUUUACGACAGUUCCGGGGUGCAGGUGAAGAACAUUGCCGGGCCAUUCCAGGUCGGCGUGGAGUUUGGCCUGUCCUGUGAAGUGAGAGGAGGGAAACCCACCCCGGCGGUGAGCUGGCUGGUGAACGGCAAGGAGGUGGACGGCAGACUCAUGGAAAACGUCGAGCAGAACGUCGUGGUGAGCAAGCUGACGGUGCCGCAGCUGCGACGGGAACAUCGCAACGCGACGUACAAGUGCCGGGCAGCCAACACGCAUCUCAUCCCACCCCUGGAGAAGACGGUGAUCCUCGACGUUUACCUGAAGCCGCUCACCGUGAAGAUCCUGUCGAAGCUGACGAUCAUGGAGACGGAGAAGGACUACUCCAUCACGUGCGAGACGACCGGCUCGCACCCCCGUGCCCGCAUCACCUGGAUCGAGAGCAACGAGACGUUUCGCAACGGCAAGGUGAUGGAGAGCGGCAACGCCUCGGUGGUCCUGAGCACGCUGAUCUUCUCGCCCGUCCCGGACGAUCACGGGAGGAUCCUCAAGUGCCGCGGCGAGAACCCGGCUCUGACGGACGCGUACCUGGAGGACUUCUUCAAGUUGAACGUCGUCUUUCCACCCAAGGUACAGCUGCACCUGGGCAGCACUUUGAAAGCGGAGAACAUAAAGGAGGGCGACGACGUGUACUUUGAAUGCAAGGUCCGAGCCAAUCCGGAGCACCACAAAAUCACUUGGCGUCACAACGGCGCCGUGCUGACGCAGAACUAUUCGGCCGGCAUCAUCAUGAGCACUCAGAGCCUGGUGCUGCAGAGAAUAGGUCGCGACAACGCGGGGAAUUACACGUGCCUCGCCAGCAACGAUCGCGGGGAGACGACGAGCCCGAUAGUCAACCUGAGGGUGCAAUUCGCGCCGGUCUGCAAAGCGAAGGAGGUGACGGUGAUCGGCGCCUCCCUGGAGGAGUCGGUGAAGGUGCGCUGCGAGGUGGACGCCGAUCCCGGCGAGGUGGACUUCGUCUGGGAGUUCAACAACAGCGGCGAGAACUUCGAGGUCGCGCCGACCAAGUUCGACGGCGACAACGGCACCAUGAGCGAGCUCGUAUACACCCCCGAGUCCGAGAGGGACUACGGCGCCCUCACCUGCUGGGGCAGGAACGCGAUCGGCAAGCAGGAGGUGCCCUGCAUCUACCAGGUCAUCCCCGCAGUUAAGCCGAAUCCGCUGAACAACUGCACGAUCAAGGCGUCGUUCAAUCAGAGCUCGGAGAUCCUGGAGGUCGAGUGCGUGCCGGGAUACGACGGCGGGCUGCACCAGGAGUUCCGGCUGGAGGCGUACGAGGUGCUGACCGGCAAUCUCCGCGUGAACGCGUCCAGCGUGUCGGCCGACCUGCCGAUCUUCCGGAUCGCCGUGGCCGAUCUCCUGCCGGCCACGCACUUCUACCUGGUGACCUACGCCGUGAACGCCAAGGGCCGCAGCGAAGUGUCGCUCCUGGAGGACAUCAUGCUGCGGGACUCCGAGAGGCACACCGAUACCGGGGUCAGCAUGCUGCCAUUGAUCCUGCUGCUGAUCGGCUGCCUGAUGGCCUUCGGCGUGACGGUGCUCUCGGUGAUGCUGAUGAUGUAUCGGCGCCGCGGCACCACGUCGCCCGUGCACAUCGAGCCGUACAUGAAGCAGCCGAUAAUCACGCCACCGGACUCCAGGAACAACUCGAUGCUGGACGUGACCCACGGCGACCACACGUACUUCGUCGAGUACACGCUGAAGCAGGUCACCGACUACGCGCUCAACAAUCAGCCGGACAUCAUACAGUCGCCGCAAGAUCAGGACAAGAUUAAACGCGAGCCCCAAUUGUUUCUGCCGGUGAGACCGGACACGUUGUUCGCGCCAUACGACAUCCACAAGCAGGGACUGCAGUCCAACAGAUGCAGCCUGAACCCGUUCUCCGCGAAAUCCUGGGAGCCCAUCAGCUUCAAGGCCGAUCGCAAUCUGAUGAAGGAGAUCAUCAUCGCCAAUUCCAUACCCGGCCCGGAGAGCUGCGUGUAAACUGGAUCGCGGGAGUGAAUCGAGAUGCAAACACACCCCCGUACGGGGACAGAAACGGAUAUCACACUCACAUACACGUACACGUACACACAUGCAGACAUGACAUAUCACAGGACGAUCGAUUUUGGAAGCCUGAAAAUUGUAUCGCGCGCGUCGCUCGAUGCCACGACGGGCGGACACGCGCGCAAUCAACGCAGAAUCAACGAAUCACUCGUGUCUCGCUUGUUCCAACGUGCGAAUGCAACGGUGUGACAUAUCACGAUGACGAUAUCGUAGCAGACAUAUCAACAUAUCGUAGCAUAUCGCGGCGCGCAUAUCCCGGUGUCUCUCCCUUACCGGGAUCAUCGAGAGCCGCAUUCGGAUGGAUCCCGGGACGAUUUAUAAGCGCCCCAAGCGCGCACAAGCCCGCACGAAGGAGUCACGAAAAUCGUCGAGGGAUGAUUUUCUAGUCGCAUAACUUAACCGAACGCUACACGUGGUGUACUAUUCCAAGUUUAAUAUAUUUUGUGUCAAAGUCUU
Messenger RNA from Ooceraea biroi (clonal raider ant), 6893 nucleotides. It is a transcript of the gene side-III, whose product is annotated as sidestep III. NCBI's taxonomy places the organism in Eukaryota, Metazoa, Arthropoda, Insecta, Hymenoptera, Formicidae. The record is from RefSeq and is a predicted model, not a curated record.